AUGUUCCCCGGAGAUCGAUCACGACGUCACCGUGACCGUGGAUCCUACUCUGGAUAUCCUCCAUAUGGCUAUUACGAAGACUCUGAUGCAUACGAGAGCAUUGAGCGGUAUUCCUACGCAACACGAAAAAGCAAGAGGUACAUUUGUGCCAAACCGUGCCCGGUCUGCAAUGGUGAUUUCAGAGAGCCUUUUGAAGCACUGAGAUACUACAACCCGUUCGAGGGGGACAUGGACUUUGUGCACAAGUGUAUCAUUGCAACGGAGGCUGGUCGAUUCAUCGCAAAAGACGCAGCGGACAGAAUCGAGGAGGUGUCCAAGAUGGUCAACCGCGCAUAUGGACACAACCCAAUAUUCAAGCAGUGGUCUAGGUGUGAAAGUAGGGGCAAUACAAAAACCUCCUUGCCUUCGACAACCAGAACCAUUUCUCACGUCCAUUAUAGCACCCUAAACGAGGGUGACCAACACAACGUAGGCAAAUAUGAAGAAAGCCUCGAAGACUCAGGCUCGGGAAUGCGAUUCAUCCCCUCGUUAUCUGGAGCCGCCAACGACUGGUAA
Messenger RNA from Didymella exigua CBS 183.55, 555 nucleotides. RefSeq lists its product as uncharacterized. The transcript has 5 exons. NCBI's taxonomy places the organism in Eukaryota, Fungi, Ascomycota, Dothideomycetes, Pleosporales, Didymellaceae. The coding region runs from base 1 to 555 and encodes 184 amino acids. The record is from RefSeq and is a predicted model, not a curated record.